AUGGGUAUUUAUUUGGUAAUAAUGGGUUGUGCACAACCAUCCAGGAGUGUUUUACCAUCUAAUCAUAUUCCUAUUGAACGAUUAUAUGAUAAUGGAAGUUAUCCAAUAAUGAGAACUCCUCCUAAUAUUAUGAUUACUGCACCACCUACACCAUCUUAUGUAAAAAGUGCAUUAAAAAAAACUAAUCCUGAUGAAAAACGAAGAACAGAAAGACAUAUGUUUUUACAACGACAACCAUUACCCGCUAUUAAAUCAGUGAAUUUUAAUGAAGAAGUAUUAGUUAAAGCUCGUACACCUACACCAAGUAAAAUAUGGUAUGAAAAAGCAUCAUCAACUAUGCCAAUGAGACUAAAUCCAUCUAAUGAUGAUUAUGAUGAUUAUGAUGAUAAUGAUGAUUAUGAUGAUGACGAAGUUCUAUCAGAUGAGGAACAAAAAAGUAAUGAACAGAUGGACACUGAAUCAUAUGUACCAAGAUUAGGAACUCCAAUUCCAUUACUACGAAAAAACAAGAUAAAUCCUUUUUGGAAUAGACCUAAUACAGUAAGACUUAUGCCUCCAAGAGAUUCAACACUAAAUAAUGAAUCAUUUCUAUUUAAUUCACAGCAACAUACUUUCGAAAUGAAUACAAAUACAACAGAAAAUUCCACUGCUUCACUAGGAAAUCGUAUAAAAGUACGACAAAGACUAGCUCCUUUUGGUCCACCACAAAUUUCACCCGAUUCUUCAGAUGAACAUCCUCAACAAUCUUCAGUCGUUUCUCUUCAUCAACCUUCUCGACAACUUUCAGCCGUUCUUCCUCAGCAAUCUCCUCGACUAUCUUCAACCGUUCUACUUCGUCCAUCUCCUCGACAACUUUCAGCUGUUCUAAUUCCUCAAUCUCCUCGAUUACCAUCAGCUGUCCUUCUUCCUCAAAAUCCUCAACAACCUUCAACCAUUUUUCUUAAUCAAUCGCCUGCACAACCUACAACAGUUUCUGCUUAUCGGGUUCCUACACAAGCUUCUAUUGUUCCUUCUUACCAAUCUCCUGUACAACCUCGAACUGUUCUAUCUUAUCAAUCGCCUAUACGACCUCAAACUGUUCUACCUUAUCAAUCGCCUGUACAACCUCGAACUGUUCUACCAUAUCAAUCACCUGUACAACCUCAAACUGUUCUACCUUAUCAAUCGCCUGCACGACCUCAAACUGUUCUACCUUAUCUAUCGCCUGUACAACCUCAAACUAUUCUAUCUUAUCAAUCUCCUGUACAACCAUCUUCUGAAACCGUUCAGUAG
Molecule: messenger RNA, 1272 nt
Organism: Rotaria sp. Silwood1
Lineage: Eukaryota; Metazoa; Rotifera; Eurotatoria; Philodinida; Philodinidae
Source: the annotation of a GenBank genome assembly